This is a messenger RNA of Brassica oleracea var. oleracea, 1596 nucleotides long. Its product is annotated as protein IQ-DOMAIN 14. The transcript has 4 exons. Lineage: Eukaryota; Viridiplantae; Streptophyta; Magnoliopsida; Brassicales; Brassicaceae. The record is from RefSeq and is a predicted model, not a curated record. The coding region runs from base 46 to 1464 and encodes 472 amino acids. Gene Ontology annotation, molecular function: protein binding.
GCGAAACAAAAACUCGUCGUUUCAUCCGUUAAGAGAGAUUCCGUAAUGGGAAAAGCUUCACGGUGGUUCUGGAAUCUACUGGGGUUUAAAAAACCCGACCCGGGUUAUCCGGAUCCAUCAUUCGAGACGCCUUCUCGUUCUUACCCAAAACGCCGAUGGAGGUUCGUCAAAUCCAAACGCGAAAACGGGACCGCACCUCAGAGUCACUAUCCUCAUACUCCUCCGUUGCUACCGAACUCAACCCCUCCACCGGCGUCGUCGUACCACAGAUCAUCACCGUCGUCGUACCACCAAUCGUCUCCGUCAUCUAACGGUCGGCGGUGGAAACAGAAGCUGGUAUGGGAGGAUGAGAGAGACGAGGAUUCCGACAAGCAUGCGAUUGCUAUGGCCACCGCGACUGCUUUGGUUUCCGAAGCAGCCGUCACCGCCGCUAAUGCGGCUGCUGCGGUCGUUAGACUCAGAAGCAAAAGCGGGAGGUUGACGCAUAGUCCCAUCGCAACUCAUUUUAGCGAUGGAUACAGUGACGUUGUAGCUUAUCAUAGCAGCUUCGACGGACACCGACGGGACAGUCGUGAUGAUCUUGCGGUGAUUAAAAUACAAUCUAUAUUUCGCGGUUAUUUGGCAAGGAGAGCGUUAAGGGCACUCAAGGGAUUGGUCAAGCUUCAAGCUAUAGUUAGAGGCCAUAUCGAACGAAAGCGAAUGUCGAUCCAUCUGCGCAGGAUGCACGCUUUGGUUCGAGCUCAGGCUCGUGUUCGUGCCACUCGUGUUAUCGUCACACCUGAAUCAUCCUCUUCUCAGUCCAACAACACCAAAUCUUCUCACUUCCAAAACACCGAUCCACCAACGCCGGAAAAACAAGAGCAUUCGAUCUCUUCAUGCAGCUCCAAGCUCGGUCACUCUCAUAUUUUCAAGAGGAACGGUUCUAUGGCAAACAACAACAACAGACCGCUCUCAGCCAUGAACGAAGAAGAAAAAAUCCUUGAAAUGGACAGGAGACACAACAAAUCUUACACCAGACGCAACAGACCAGACAUGUUCUACUCAUCCCACCUCAUCCUAGACAACUCAGGCCGGUCUGGACCAGUUUACACCUUCCAGUUAAGCCCGUUCUCCUCACAUGAAGAGACUGUAAACCAGUUUUGCACUGCAGAGAACAGUCCUCAGGUACACUCAGCCACUUCUAUAAGCAAGGGAAGUGCUUUCACGGCUAGUUCUGUUGCACCUAGUGAUUGCACCAAAAGUUGCUGCUAUGCGGACCAUCCAAGAUUCAUGGCUUGUACAGAGUCAUCUAGGGCUAAGGCCCGGUCCGCUAGUGCCCCAAAGUCACGUCCUCAGUUGUAUUACGAGCAGUCUUCGUCGAAACGGUUUGGAUUUGUCGAUGUGCACACUAGUUUUAUGAACAAGGCUUAUCCCGGUUCGGGUCGGUUGGAUCGGCUUGGGAUGCCAACUGGGUAUAGGUACUGAGAAAUGCUGUUGGACCGGGUUGUUCUAUUUGGUUGGGGUUGUGAUAACCUGAUAGUAGUCAAAUGUUGAAAAGGAGAACUGGUUAGAUCAGUUGACUAAGCUUUGUGUUAAUUUCCCUGGUUGUAGUUUGUA